CCCCGGCUAAGAAGCCCCGCCCCAUCGGAAGGCCCGGCCCUGCCCCGCCGUUUCUAAGCGAGCCCUCCUUUCUCCGAGGGGUAUAUUUGCCAAAGGCGUUGGGAGCAGGCAGCAUGGGCGCCGGGCCGGAGCUGGGGGCCGCGGCGGGUGGCUCGCUGCUGCUGUGCGCCUCGCUGCUGGGCGCGGGCUGUGCGCUGGGCCUGAGCCUGGGCCGCGGGCGGGGGGCGGCAGACCGCGGUGCGCUCGCCUGGCUCUGCUACGACGCCCUGGUGCACUUCGUACUGGAAGGCCCUUUUGUCUACUUGUCUCUCACAGGAAACAUUGCAAAUUCUGAUGGCUUGAUUGCCUCAUUGUGGCAAGAAUAUGGCAAAGCUGAUGCAAGAUGGCUUAAUUUCGACCCAACCAUUGUGUCUUUGGAAAUUCUGACAGUUGUCCUAGAUGGGUCUCUGGCAUUGGUUCUCAUUUAUGCCAUAGUCAAAGAGAAAUAUUAUCGGGACAAAGUGACCUGGGGCAAAUAGAUUGCUAGCCUGGAGAUGAUGCCCUAAAACAGUGUCAGGUAGGCACAGUUGCAUUCAGUUUUCUACCAUCUUGCACUGAAGACAUCUUAUUUAUUUAAAGCUUCAUUAUAAAAUUUCAGAUUUGAAAGAGACCCCACGGGUCAUUUAAUCCACUUUUCCCCACCCAGUUGUACAUAGAUAGUGAGCAGUAAAAAGUAAAUUUCUCCUUGGUGCCUUGACAUAUCUUUGAUUCCUGAUCAUGAAUGUAUCCUUACUAUAUGCACCCAUUAGCUUCUUAUUUAAAGCACUUAUAAUAUCUGCAUUGUUGAGUGCUUACUAUGUGCCAGGCACAGUGCUCAGCCCUUUCUCUAUAUCUCAUUCAAUCUCUGCAAGAUUAUUUGAGGAAAGGGUUAUUAUUAUUAUUAUCCUAUUUUACAACUGGUGAAAUUGCAGCUCAUAACAAGAUUCACACCCAGGUCUGUCUUUGCUGGGUCAUGUGAGACCUCACUAAAUCCUCCCAAGAAUAGGACAGAAUACCCAAGAGACCUUACUUAACUCUUGAGAAUAGUGUUCUAGAAUGGACAGCGUUGCUUCUUCAAAGAAAACAGGGGUCUUCAUUAAUUAGAUUGCACUGCCUCAUCAAAGGAGCGCCACACGAAGCCUGAGGUCCAACUUCAGAGAGGUUUUCUGCCCUGGAAGACUGUGUUGAUGCCGCUGUUAAAGAAAAGGUUCAGGGUGCUGAGCUGGCAGUUUCAUUCCUUGUUU
Molecule: messenger RNA, 1262 nt
Organism: Hipposideros armiger (great roundleaf bat)
Lineage: Eukaryota; Metazoa; Chordata; Mammalia; Chiroptera; Hipposideridae
Gene: EBPL
Product: EBP like
Exons: 4
Coding region: 114-518 (134 amino acids)
Biological process (GO): sterol metabolic process
Cellular component (GO): endoplasmic reticulum; membrane
Molecular function (GO): cholestenol delta-isomerase activity
Source: RefSeq, a predicted model, not a curated record